Necator americanus (New World hookworm) is the source of this 960-nucleotide messenger RNA. RefSeq lists its product as uncharacterized. Lineage: Eukaryota; Metazoa; Nematoda; Chromadorea; Rhabditida; Ancylostomatidae. The coding region runs from base 1 to 960 and encodes 319 amino acids. The record is from RefSeq and is a predicted model, not a curated record. Gene Ontology annotation, molecular function: zinc ion binding; metalloendopeptidase activity. The transcript has 8 exons. Gene Ontology annotation, biological process: proteolysis.
AUGAUCCCUUCGCUCUUGUUGGUGCGACUAAUAGUCUUCCUCAUAGCUGCUCGAAUAGCAUCGAUGAGGGUAAAACAGGUCAACAUUUUCAAGAAUGCAACGGAUGAAGAUGUUCUUCAACUGAGAAAUAAAGGAAGCAAAAUGUUCAACGCACUUCAUAGCGACUCCAGCUUAAAAUGGAAUGAGAGAGAUUCGCAUGGAAAUUUUGUCAUACCGUUUACAAUUAAUGCAAACUACGACGAAUCACAAAUGAGAAUCAUUGCGGUAGCAAUGAGACGCAUAGAGGACAACACGUGCAUUCGUUUCAAACCGUGGACGAAUGAACAGAGUUACAUCCAGAUCGAAAAUCUUGGCGGAUGCUGGGCAGAUAUUGGUCGUCUCGGAAGUAGAAGCGAAGUAUCGCUACAUCACAGCGAUAAGGGAACGUGCUUAACGACCGGAACUGUUAUGCAUGAAUUGAUGCACGUAAUAGGACUCCACCAUGAGCAUUCACGGUACGAUCGCGACAACUUUGUCAAAGUGCACUACGAGAACAUUAAAAAGGAUGAAUGGUAUAAUUUCGAGAAAGUGAAUGCUGACAAAUUUACGACACACGGUGUCCCAUACGACUACAUGUCGAUCAUGCACUAUGGCAAGGGGGCGUUUGCGCCCCCAGGAAAAAUAGCCAUCGAAACCUUCAAUCCUCAUUAUCAGGACGCCAUUGGCCAUGCAAAUGACGCCUCGCGAAGCGAUUAUCUUAAGAUCUGCAGGACGUAUCAGUGUAAGCAGUGCAUGGGACGGCCAACUGACACUAUAAUUAUUAUGCCACCAUGCGAAGAUUUUAUUCCCAGGUCCUGCAAAACCUUGCAGAGAGUGGUCGACUGCUCAUAUGGAGUUCGAAUUUUUUGUUGCGCAACAUGUGCAUUCAAGAUUGAAGAGGGCAAUAAGAAAUCACCGUUCAAUCCUAUUUUCGGAUUCUAA